AUGAAUAAACUAACUAUUAUAGAAAAUUAGUCAGAGUUCCAUUGCUAAUUCAAACACAACUAACCUAUAUGCUCAGUUGUACUUGAUCCAAAGUUAACAAAAACACAAAGAUUUUUAUGUGGAUUAUGUAUGGAAUAUUCAGAUUCUGAAUAUACGAUUAUCGGGAUUCAUAGAGUCAUUCAAAAUAUUGAGGAGAAAUAUGAAACAUAAAUAAAGGAAUUGGAAAACCAAACAAUGAAAACUGUUCAAUAGUUAUAAUCAAGUAUCAACUCUACACAAAAAUUAAAGUAGUAAUUUAUGGAUCUUUUUGACUCCCUUAUAGGAAUAGCAGAGGGUUGGAGCGAUGAAUUAUUAUUAUAGAUGCAAAAAUUCUAUAAAUACAGCUUCUAUGAUGAAUUGGAUGAUUAUAUUAAAAAAGAAAAUAAUAGUGAGGCUGCUAAUACAGAAAAAAUUAAGACUAUUAAUAGAAGUUGGAUGACUAAGUUAUAUAAUAACUUGAAUUAAUAUAAUGAAAAUAAAGGUUUGCUUUCAUUUAGAGAAUUAAGACUGAAAUUCAAGAAAAUUCUAAAUUAGAAAGAUUCAUUAGAAGAUGAAAUCAAAUUCAAGUUAAUUUAGUAAUCUGCUAAAUAAAGUAUAAAAUGUAAUUCAAUAUCAUUUAAUUCAUCUGGAUCUAUAAUGAUAUCAAGUGAAUAUCAGAAUAUAAAUGUUUGGAGCUUUACAAAAGGAUAAUUUGAGUUAUUAUAGACCUUGCAAGGACAUAGCAAUUGGGUUUAAUGUUUAUGUUACAGUAAGAAAUAAAAUUCAUUUGUUUCUGGUGCUGGAGACAAAACAAUACGAUGUUGGAAACAAUUGAACUAGAAUGAAUGGAUUAGUUCAUAACCUUAUAAAUAACAUAUUGAUUGGGUUAUGUGUAUUAUAAUGAAUUCGAAUGAAGAUCUACUCUUUUCUGGUGGUAGUGAUUAUUCAAUAAAAGUAUGGAAAGUUGAUUUUGAUAAGAAUGAAUUAUAAUAUCUGUAUUCAUUGGAUAAACAUAAAAAUUACGUUAUUUCAUUAAGUUUAAAUAAAUCAGAAAAUUCAUUAGUAUCAUGUGCUUAAUAGAAGAAUUAGAUUAUUAUUUGGGAAAAAAAGAAAAACGGUAAGUAUGAAUUUAAAUAUUUUGUUAAAUAAUCAGUUAAUUAUGUAGGAUUCAAAGUUGGAUUUAUAAGCGAGAAUUCAUUUAUUUGGACAACCGGUGAUUAAGGAAUAAACAUGAUUUAUAAUUUUGAAGAAAGAGAAGGUGUUUAUUAGGAGAACAUAAGUAAAACAAUUCAAUUAGCUACAAAUUAUCAGGAUUAUGAUGAAUAUUUCUUUCCAAUAAUUUACAAUGAGAAAAGGAAUUUUAUAGUAGUUCGACAUAAAUCAUAUAUAUAUUUAAUUAGAGAAAAUUAAAAAGGGUAGUUUUAAAAAUUAGAUUAAUUGAAUUGCAAUACUUCAGAUAUUUAUGGAACAAUGACAGAUAAUGGAGAAUAUUUGGUUUUUUGGGAUUUCCAUACAAAAGGAUAUUCAGUUUAUGAAUUAUAAAAUUAAUGA
Messenger RNA from Paramecium tetraurelia, 1569 nucleotides. RefSeq lists its product as uncharacterized. Gene Ontology annotation, biological process: iron-sulfur cluster assembly. Lineage: Eukaryota; Ciliophora; Oligohymenophorea; Peniculida; Parameciidae. The transcript has a single exon. Gene Ontology annotation, cellular component: cytosolic [4Fe-4S] assembly targeting complex. The record is from RefSeq and is a predicted model, not a curated record. Gene Ontology annotation, molecular function: protein binding.